Molecule: messenger RNA, 1305 nt
Organism: Uncinocarpus reesii 1704
Lineage: Eukaryota; Fungi; Ascomycota; Eurotiomycetes; Onygenales; Onygenaceae
Exons: 1
Coding region: 1-1305 (434 amino acids)
Source: RefSeq, a predicted model, not a curated record
AUGUAUGAAGCCGAGGCGAUGGUUUGUAUUCGAUCGCGCACGGCGGUUCCGGUGCCGGAGGUGAUUGCGUACGGGAAGUCGGGGGAGAAUCCGACGGGGCUGGGGCCGUUUAUUCUGAUGACGUGGGUGGAGGGCGUGAAUAUGCAGACACUGAUGGAGACGACAGAGAGGGUGCCGGGAGCGGGUGUGGACGAUGCCAUUCUGGAUCUGGGCGUGGAUGAGGAAGUGUUGAAGAAGCUGUACUACGGCAUUGCGGGAGUGUUGCUGGAGCUGUGGAAGCUGGAUUUUGUAGAAAUCGGCUCUGUGGGAUAUCUGGAUACGCUGUGCGAGUUUCAGUCCGUUGGCACACCGUUAUCGCUUGGGUUCAACGACAUGAUGACCCUGGGGAUGAUUGCAUCGGAGCCUUUUCCCGCCCAAACAUUUCCGUCCACGCCGGAGUAUUUUGAAUGUCUUGCGGAGCUGCACAUCGUGCAUCUGACCAGCCAGCGCAACAGUAUCUUUGACUCGAGAGAUUGUCGCGAGAAAUUCGCCGCCCGGGGCCUCUUGAAGAACAUCAUCUCCGUCUUCAUCGAAGAGAAAGAGGCAAACGGGCCGUUCAAAAUAUUCUGCGACGGUUUUGGCCCCGGAAACUUCCUUAUCAACCCAGAGACGCUGGAGAUCACGGGCGUUAUCGAUUGGGAGUUCACAUAUGCGGCGCCUCCCCAGUUCCUGGCGUCUGCGCCGGAGUGGCUACUUCUUCAAAGACCUGCUGAAUGGAUUCGGGAUAGAGGAUUUGACUCGUUCAUGGAGGCCUAUCUCCCGAAGCUGGAAUUGUUCCUCGGUUGUCUGGAGCGCCAGGAGGCAGAACGCGGUAUAUCUGGCACAGGCGAGGCUUUGUCCGCCCGUAUGCGCCAGUCCAUGGACGACAGGACAUUCUGGUUCAACAUCGCCAUCCGUGACGGGUGGAGUCUGGACUGGAUAUACUGGAACAUGAUCGACAACUAUGUCUUCGGUCCCUCCGGGAUGACGGAACGAGUGGCGCGUGUCUCUGCGCGUGGCGUCGACGGGGAUCUGGAGGAGUAUGUGCGGGCGAAGAUUGAACGGCUGGAGGACUACAACGUUGAAUUUCGCCUUCCGUCGAUUCGAUAUGAAGAGCCGGAGGAUGAUGAGACGCUCGAGUAUUGGAUUAAGCCUGAUUUGAGGCUGCCGCCCAUUCGGCUUCAGCGCGGUUACGGGUCGGGUCGCGUGGCUGGUAGCUGCAUGCUGGCGCUGGCUGCUGCGGCGACAGGGUUUAUAUUGUAUAGGCGGUAUAUUUCAUUGACAUAA